This is a messenger RNA of Porites evermanni, 18195 nucleotides long. Lineage: Eukaryota; Metazoa; Cnidaria; Anthozoa; Scleractinia; Poritidae. The record is from the annotation of a GenBank genome assembly.
GACCUACUUGACCAGUUCGGAACUGUGCGUCGGUUCUUCUGGAUUAUCCCGUUUUGACAAGUAAAGUCAGGUUAAACAUGUCCAGUGAUAAAGACACAAUUGAAAACCGUCCUUUACACGAGCUAGAGCCUGAGCCGGCAGCAAGUGAUAGUGUCGACCAGUCCUCGGAGAAAGAAAAUGAAGUUUUGAUAGUGGAAAAGCGCGAGAAAUGGGGUCGCAAGGCAGAUUUUCUUCUCUCAUCACUCGGAUACUGCGUGGGCUUUGGCAAUGUGUGGAGGUUCCCUUAUCUCGCGUACAAGAAUGGUGGAGGUAUGAUCUUGAUGUUUAUAGGGCUUAUAGCAUUAAAAGUGCUGCUGUAGUGAUCAAAGAUAUGCAAAUUUAGUUAGCUAUCGUGAUCGAGUAAGUAGCUCAAUAGAAACACCUAAAAAUAAUUGUAUCUGGACAUAUUUUAUAACGCUCUUAAAGACACAGACCGGGGCAAAACACAUUUUUUCUUGUUUGGAUUUUCGUUGUCGUUUUUAAGACUGAUAAACGAUUUGAGGUGAUAGUAUAAAAGGACUAAUAUCACUGUGCUCCCUGGUGGGCAAACAUUGAUUCAUGUUCAAGUUUCGACACUUGAUCUAAAAACAAACUUAAGAUGAUGUUGGCCUAAUAUAUAGGAAGUCAAGAAGUCGGAAUAUAAAGUAUACAAAAUUAAUGCCAAUAAAGCUACCCUCCAUUUAAAAGAGCCAAUAGCGGUAACGGUACCGUUGGAGGUUUCAAUUUGAAUUUUCAAGUACCGAUACCGAAUAUGGUACAACGCCCUGGUUGAUUUGUCACGCGCCAAAGAAUUUAUCAAACAAGAAUUCAUCAGCAAUAAUUAUUAAGACUUUCGUGAGGUUUCCCGCCUAAAAGUCUGGGAAGUUUCCAAACGGAGGCCUAAAGGUAGAUAAAUAUUAAUGAAAUACAGCUGCACUAAAUUGUCAAUGACUGAAGGUUUUGUUGUUAAUAAGUGGUUUCGGCUGAGAACGCGACAGUUUCAAUUUAGUCUUUAUUUGUUUUUUCUCCGUGGCUUAUUUAAAAUGCAAAGCUAUGUUCACAACUGAUACCGGACAAUGCAACGUUACGCAGGACGUUACGUGCCAACAAGAAAAUCAAAGUGCAUGUAUUGUAUGACCAGCGAAGUCACAGCGCUAGCCCGCACUGGAACAAGUUGUUGAGACACACAUAGAAAACCUCUUGGAAAGUUGAGAACAUUUUUCAGCGAUUCGGCCGCCAUCGAAUCCACUUCGCAGUAGCUUGGGCCUGAGUCAGGCAAUGCUCCCUUGCGGGCCUCCACCAUAGAGAGAAAUAACAGAGUAUGAACCCCUACCUAGUCUGCUACACAGCCGUUUUUAGUGUCGUCACGCAACGCUCCUCCCCACUAAGUGGGGAGGAGCGUUGCGUGACGAACUAAAAACGGCUGUGUAGCAGACUAACCCCUACCCUGACAAGAAGAUUUUUGUUGACCACGCUGGACUUAGCCUCCCCCCCAGACAUUCUUAGGUGGGACUGGGAAUUAUACUCUUAGGAAGUGAGCUGCUUUGUUGCCGGGAACAACACGUGUUAAACGAUUCUGGACCACUAAUCUGGCUUUUUGCCGCUUUUAUAUUGUUUAUAUAUUUAUUGCUUUUCCGUUUUCAUCAUCGUGAUUAUCUGCACGUGAAAGUCAGAAAAUAUGUAAUUAAGCAGAGCUGCCUCGCCUGUACGAGCGACAACUCAGUCCAGCUUUGAGGGUUGUUCUGUACACACUUUUUAGUACAGAGUCCAUUGUCGGUAGAUAACUUUAUAUUACUAAGCACAUGUGCGAGACAUUGACAUGUCAAAAACCGAGAAUACUGUUCCACAAGAUUCAAAUCAGAGUCGUGACUCGAAUGAAUCUACAAACGACGGGGCAAAGGUUGUUUGGGAAAUUGAACGAGACAAAUGGGCUCGCAAAGCGGAUUUCUUUCUCUCAUCCCUGGGGUAUUGCGUCGGAUUCGGUAACUUGUGGAGAUUUCCUUACUUGGCAUACAAGAAUGGUGGAGGUUAAAUUAUGUCUAGUAAUUAUAUUCAUAUUUAUUAAUUCAUUUACAAUUCAUUUACAUUGUACAAUUACCGUAUUUAUUCGAAUAAGCGCCCAUCCUGAAGGCCGAAAAAGUUAAUAGGCGCCCACCCUCUCCUCCUCCCAAUCAAACUCAAAUGAGCGCUCACCCCCACCCCACCCACUUGAGUGAAUAAAUUCUAAUAAGAGACUUCCCCGAGGACGGAGUUUUCUUCAGAGUAUUUUACAGAAACCGGCCUUGCUUUGUUACUUCUUCGCGUUCUGUUAUUAGCAUUUAUUGUUUUGUUGCAAAAUAAACAUACUUCACUUGCUGAAAACAUAGUUAAUAGAGGGAAUGGUUAUGAAACCCGACAAAGUUCUUUGUUGUAUGUUUUUGUUCUCUUUUUUGGCCUUGACCCUGCACAAAACACAAUAGUUGUUUACUCCGUACUGAGGAACUAACCAUGGUUACGUAAUUCAUGCAUAACGUAUGAACGCAAAACAAAAGAUUGUGCAGGGUCGUGGACCUUCUAACAUAAAUCUUGGCAUCUUUGUUUGCUCCUUUGAUGUUUGCCGGGCUUCAUAACCAGUCACCUGCAUUAACUAUGCUGAAAAUGUUGAAAAUGUAAUAAGCGCCCGGCCUCGAAUAAGCGCCCACUCUCAAGGUCCAAAAAUUUAAUAAGCGCCCAGGGCGGUUAAUCGAAUAAAUACGGUAAUACAGUGUAUUUUAUUCUGCUCUUCUUAAUGGAGCUUCCGAGAGCGGGCAGUUUUUUACGAUCUUGCCCGCUAACCCGGGCGGAAUCGUUGGCAGCUUUAUUCACAGGUUUGUUUGUUGUUUGUGAAUGAGCAAAACCGGUGAUUUUUAACCAUUUUUCUUUUAAAACUUGCGCUAUUAUUAGCGUUAGCUAGGGAAGAGUAAAUUUUGUUAUUCCGACAAAACAUCUGUGGGCAAGGCAGCCAGGAAAACCGCUAAAGUAAAGCAAAACAGGCGGCUCGUGACGUCGCUUCAGGCUUUAUAACCUACGCUGUAAGUACUGCAAUCUUGCUCUUCUGCACCGUUUAUUCGACAUUUUUCCUCUGUUUCAGUUUGUAGGUUUGUUUUCCAUUUUUGCUGUCUGAAUCUAGAUUCUGCCGUUUAUCAUGCAUUGAAUUUUGCCGCGCUAGUUUUCUACUUUUCAGAAAAGGUUGAUUGAGGGAUCGAUAUUAUACUGUAAUGCCCUCCCUGCCGUUUAGUUUGCGUGGCGCACUGAGGUCAGGGUGUGAGGUAAUGUCUAGAAUCUCCUCAUGUUUGUUCCCGAUUUGUAGCUUCGCUCGAGUCAAAGUUUCGCUCGAAACCAUUAAGUUAUCUUAGAUCCUUGCUCAAGCCCCGCUUAAGUUGGAUUGUGUCAGAUGCAUGGUCUCUUUAAGGAAACACUGUGGUUUCCUUGCGCCCCUUUUAGCGGCAAAAAGCAGUCGCUGACAUAUAGCUGAUUCUAAUCAAUAAAGGUUGCUUUGGGCGUUGGGAGUUGGGCAUUGGGAAGCUAUUGUUUGGUGGUCACUCAAGUAAAUAAUUUCAUUGUUUCAUUUGCUCAAAUGUCCCAUGACCAAUUACCAAAGCAAAAUUUUUUGAUCAAGCUGUAUAUGUAUCCACGAUUAGCCUGCGAAAACAUCCGUUUCUCCUCGCUCUUCGCCGCUGAAGACGUUUCGCGCGAAACGUCCCCAGCGGCGAAGAGCGAGGAGAAACGGAUGUUUUUGCAGGUUAAUCUACAAUCGGCCACAAAAUGAGUUGAGAUACUUCGCUCAAAACUGGGCUUUUUUACGUUUUACUAACUUCAAAAGGAGGAAAUCUAGCUUUCCUCCCCCAUUCGCUUCAUGAAAUGUUGUGCCGAUGUUCGAGCUACCCAUAGAAAACAACAAACACCCCCAACUUUGAAUGGAGGGGACAGGGGAGGAGUGUGGAUUAUUUUGUUCUCUGAAGUUACCCUAUGCCUGAACAAUUUUGUCGCCAAUUGUAUAGCUGUAUAUGAUUGUGGGCAAAUGGGCGGAAGUCCAGCGUAUAGCACACAAUCAUUUGGCGAGCGCUCUUUAUUAUAAGCUUUCUGUACUCGAAAAAAUGGUAGCCGCUAUUCCAGCGCAGACUUAAAAGGCACACCACCCGCCCUUGUACAAGAUCCCUUUAAUGCUUUGACGGGAGUAAGAUUAAUACUUCUUCUUGUUCAGCCGAUAACUAAGCCAGUACUGAUGUAUAUAUCCCAAACACGACGAAUAAAUAUGCCCUCUAACUUAAGUACUGCAGAAGUUUGAGUAUCGAAAAGAGAAAUAAAAUCAGUAUUUACAAGUGUUUUUGUAAUUGUUAGUCACUAAUGGCUUUAUCCUGUAUUAGUGCGAAAAACGAACAAUAAUGAACUGUAAUUUCAAUGGGACUUAUUCACCCAAUCAGAGAAAACUUUAGUUUUCAUUGGUAUUGCAGGAUACUGCAAACUUUAUGCUGCAACUGCUACUGUAUGAAAUAAAAAAAGGAAAGAAAGUGUAUAUAGUAGUAAGGUUCACCCUUGCAAAAUGCGGCAGUGUGUGCAGUUGAAUACAGGCAGAAGCGUUUUUUUAUUUUUAUUUUACAGCAUCUUUUCUUAUCCCCUACUUUCUGAUGUUGAUCAUCAACGGAGUUCCUCUUUUCUUUAUGGAACUUGCCAUUGGUCAGUGGUACAGCUCUGGAGUGAUCGGUGUCUGGAAAUCUGUGUGCCCACUAAUGAAAGGUAAUGCUGUCUAUAUUUUUUUCCUUCUGCGACAGUUUUGUUUUAGUUUGGGGUCCACAUUCAACGUUUGAACAACCGGACCGCGGACCAGGUGUUCGUGGCGCGGCUGGGAACAAUUCAAGGUGUGAAUCCGUCUUAAAGAGGCGUUCGUUGAAACAGAGUUGAUUGUGCGAAAAAUAUAGAGAAAUGUACUGUAGUAACAUUUAAUACACAGCAUCUAAUGUUCUAUAUAGAGUCAUUUACUCAGUAACAUUAAAUUCACAGUAACUAUUUGCUUGUUCCAGGCGUUCAGAUAGUAGAGUGCGGCGGUCGAUGGGGAGCGAGUCUCCCCUCGUUUUUUUUUCUUCUUGAAUUUUUCUCCCGCGCUCUACUGUCUGAACGCCUGGAACAGGCUAAGUAUCUAUAAUAUUCUUGAGUUUCUGCACCUUAGCUAUCGGUGUUAUAUGCACCGGAUCGGAGAUAUGGGAGUUCACGGUUUUCAAAAUCUGCAGAGCAAAAGCUCUCCGGGGAGGUCUAGCGGUGGAGAGCUUGUUCGCAAGCUACAGAGAACCGUCAAUAAUCCAGUUUCGAAUGCGUCGUGGCCGGCUGGCCGCUGAAUAGAAGCACUGAAGACUCAUUUAUACAGGGUUAGCCUCGACCUAAGGUAUAUAUAUUCAUAAAUUUCAUUCAGACGAAGAUCUGUGUACAACUGUGUCUAUUGCUUUAAAGUCAAAUUCAGCCGCCCUCUCACCGGUAUUUGUGAAUAUUUUACGUUAGAUCGAGGCUAACCCUGUAUAAAUGAGUCUUCAGUGCUUCUAUUCAGCGGCCGCGACGAAUUCGAAACUGGACUAUUUAUGAUUUAUUUUCUCAUUGAACUCUAGGUAUUGGAUAUGCUAUAUGUGUUAUGGGUUAUUUGGUUGGUAUCUACUACAUUAUCAUUUUGUCCUGGACAUUCUUCCUCUUGUUCCAAUCAUUUCGUUCCGAAGUGCCUUGGAAAACUUGCGAUAACUCAUGGAAUACAAUGUUUUGCAGGUAAUGACCUCGGGUACCCAACGACUGUUUUCUGUAAAAUAACUGUUCGGAGAAGCACAUGGCUAGAAUUAAUUUUCUAUCACUUGAGGACGGCUAAAAAAUUCUAGAUGACCGUUCCAUUCAUGAACGAUUUUCGAAGCUUAUCUGACUAAUAAAUUCAAUACAAUUUUCUGAAAUUUCACCGCCCAGGUUAGGCUAUUUUUCGUACAAAAAAGGAAACCUACAAUUUUCGGAUUCACAAAUGUGAUGGAAAGAGGAAUCAGAAAAAAUUCUCACUUUCGUAAUAACUUAAAGUACAUCUAAAAUUUUCGUGAAAAUAUAUAAUAAUAUACUGAGCCCUUGUAAUUUCGAAAAGACUUAGAUUCCCCUAGGAUGACCGAACACGUACGGGUACAAAUUUUAUAGCGCCUCUUAGAAUGCAUUUCUGGAAAUCUAGAAGAAGUAUGGAUAGCCCAAAAAGUGUGCUUUUAAUUUAUCAAGGAGGAAACCGUCCUUGGGUGUCCCUGAAUGGCAAAAUGUUUCACUUCUGGGACUCAAGCAUUAUCUUGGCUGUAUGUGUUUAGUCAUUUGUUGUGCGAUGUUACGAAGGCCCUGUUCACACAUACUACGCAAAGUUUUGUUUGUUUUGCAAAAAAUCUGUCAACAGGCUGUCUCUCCAGUUUAGUGCAAACGAGUUUUUUAACCUAUACCAAAAUUUUCUCAAGUGUCACCAACUCCAAAGAUGCUGUCGAGAAGAUUUUGGAGGCCUACAAUUUUUUGUUAAGCGACAAAAACCUAACUUUGUAACUUGACAGCUAUCUUUCGUCGGGUCAUCUUAUUGCGCAAACAUGACCAAUUAAAGUUCCAAUUGACGUUUCUGGUUAUACGAAAAAUUUUGCGUGUCUCGGGUGCGAACAAAGCUACAAAAACGAAAAAUUGGUGAUUACAAAAUUUUCAUUUUUUUUUUUGCAAACGUGGAACUCUAUUUUUUUUUUUGUCGUUGCACGAGAGGGCCGAAGACAGAGAAGUAUUAUAAAGUGUAUUUGUUGGUAUGUUUGUUUUUCUAUUUCUUUGUAGGGAAGAAAGAAAGGGUGACAGUUUUAACUGCACUGUCUUUGAUUUGCCCGUGAAUUGUACAGCGAAGUACACCUCCCCGAGCGCCGAAUUCUGGACGUACGUAAAUUCAAUUUUUAUCGGUCUUUAUAGCAAUAAUAAGGGGUUUGAACAUCAUUGUCCUAUAGAGUUCUAAGAUCUUUCUGCUUGCGAGUGACUUAUAUGGAGGGAGCCAAACUCUCCAAACUCCAUUACAACUGCUACUGAUACAAAUAUAGGACAAAAAUUGUCUGUCAAAUGUAGUUAGACAAGAAAUUGACCUGAGUCGUAAUAUGAUGGAAAUUGCUCAUUCUCACUCUCAGACACUUUCAGUUUCUGUGAUCGUGUGUUUUGAUAGAGAUCAUGAUAUUAUUGAUUAUAUAAAAAUCCGUCUGUUAAAAUUUGGUCAAAUAAGUUUCAACUGUUAAUGGAUAAUUAUAGUAAGCUGUGUGAAAGUUUAUAGGAAAAUCUGAAGAGCGAAUUUUAUGUAAACUGAGCAAAAGUGAAAUGUUAAGGUUGUAUUCAAUUGUUCAUGUUGCCAUGGAGUCUACGAAAACGUCACAUUUUACCUGGCAAUCAAAAUAUUUCAUCUAUAUUUUGUUUAUUUGCCAAUUAGUUUCAGCUUGUGAGCUGCAACCUUUGUCUUGCCAUGAUUUGGCAAAUUACAUAUACUCACAAACUGCCAGAUCUGUGUUCAGCCACCUUAAUUGGUGCCUGCCACGGCACAAGCUAUAGAAUCCAUUCUAGUUCCACUGACCAAAGAAUCGGGAAUCCAGUAAGCAUGGAGUCCGGAAUCCAAAGCGUAGAAUCCAGAAUCCAAGACUGGAUUACCAGGGGCGAGGUAUGAAAUAUUGUUUGGCUGAAAAGAAAUAUUGGGCGAUAAAAAUGAUACUUUUUAAAUUUCAAAUUAGCCUCGCAUUUGGUGUUAAAUUUAAACAAACCACUUGGCGAGCUUGAAAACAGGUUAAAAUCCAGUCAUUUUCAUUUAAUAGAAACAACUUACUGCAGAUAACCGGAGAGAUCGGAGACUUUGGAGAUAUGCGGUGGGAGCUGGUUGGAACAACAUUGUUAUCAUGGGUUGUUGUCUAUUUGUGCCUCUUCAAGGGAAUUAAGUCAUCUGGAAAGGUAAAGAAUGCAUUUUAAGUUAAUCGGGAGCGAUUGAAACUCAAAAUAUAAUAGGAAAGAAAAAAAAGAUUCCCAAUCCUUGGGCACUCAAAAAUUGCUAAUUAAUCGGAAAGAAAGACUUCCUUUUGACGAAAUUAGGGAACAGUCUUUUCGUGUCUUAUAAUGAAAAUAAAUCAACGAAGACCAUUCAUCUAUACUUUGAUUAUUUCCUCGAUGCAGUAACUAAUUGGUAGAUUUACUAAAGAAGGCAAUGUCGGUACAUUUAAUAAAACCAAGAUCCCCGCUAGUUUAAGAAAGCACUCGGUUUCGAUAAUCUUGCGUGGAAACAGGGAACUGUAACAGUCCAUAACACUGCAAUCUCGCCUUAGGACGCGUGUUGGCCUUCUCUCCACUUCCCUGAGGUUUUUAUUAAAGAAACGAACAUUCUUUGUAAACGUCUCAUCCGUUGGCAGGAGACAAUUACCUGUCCUAACCUUGUUCCUAAUGUUCUCUCCUACCCGUCGCUACGGAGCGAGAGAGAGAGAGAGGGUAGGAGAGAGAACCUGGGAACGAGGUUGUUACCUGCCCUUGGUUUUUAUCAAGGUCUUAAUUCCAUGAACAUCUGUGUAACAUUUCAGGUCGUGUAUUUCACAGCCACAUUUCCGUUUAUCGUUCUUUUUAUUCUCUUCAUCCGCGGUGUUACUUUGGAUGGUGCUGGAGAAGGGGUUCUGUUCUACCUUAAGCCAGAUUUCUCACGCCUUGCCGAUCCUCAGGUAAAAACUAGGUAAAAACUCCUUCCUUCCGUUUUUGAUAUCAUCAUUCAUCAUCAUCAUCAUCAGAAUCACGAGAACAUUAUCAUUAUCAUCAGCAUCAUCAUCACAAUCUUCAUCGUCAUCACCAUCACCGUUAUCAUCAUCCAUCUGGAUAAUGCCUUACACCUUGCCAUCAUCAUCAUCAUCUUGAUAACUUGAUAACAACUAGCAUGAGGUUCCUCUUGAAGGCCAUUUGUUUGCUUGCCUUUCACGCUAUUCUAUCCCCACCUAAUCUCCUCGCCGUCAGAGUCACUAGCUAGAGGCAUUUUGCUGAAAAAGAAAAGAAAACUAAGUUAUUGGUUCGGUGGCUUCCCAAUAAUUUUUGUUGUACUUUGUAUUGUGGAGGAUUUGGCGUGUUGAUAAGGGGCUUCCUAGAACUAAAACGAACCUGAGUCAGCAAAUUUUUACGUCCAGUGAAGCGGACGUUAGAACAUUUUUGCCUCAAGUUCGCUUUGAUUAUUUCACUUUAAGGCAAGGUCUCACAAGAACCUCGGUUAGAAGGAGGCGGGCGGUCAAAGAGGGGGAAGGAUAAUUGUGAUUGAGUCAUAAAAUCAUAACCCCCCCCCCCCCCCCCUACCACAGGAGCCCAAAACAAACUAACCACACCAUGUUUCACACCCUCUAUCAGGGGGGGUUCUAUCCGCCACUACAACCCCCCCCCCCCCCCUUUAACGAUAGGAUCCACGAAAGUAGUCCCUAAAGAUGUUUAAGCGUCUCUUAAGAGGGGGUUUUACAUCGGCACUGAAUUCUUUCUUAACCUAAAAGGCCUUUCAGUAAAAUGUGAUGAUUAUGUACAUAUGUAUAUAUGCACAAAUUUGUGACUUUAGCAUGGCUCAACAAUAGGUCUGGAUUUAUGCUUCCACUCAAAUCUACUGGUCACUCGGGGUCGGCUUUGGAACCCUCAUCACAUUUGGAAGCUAUAACAAGUUCGAGAACAACUGUGAAAGGUAACGAAAUUCUAGCUGCUAGGAUUGGGUAGAUAAGACUGAUCUGAAGACGUUUUUUUUCGGCCUUCAUUUUUGCUGAAUACAGAUCUAUUUUUAAACAGCUUCAGCUAGGUUAGGCGAUUAUUGCAUUUUCAUUGUAGUCUACAAACUAGAACACAAAGACAAAUGACAAAAGACAAAUUUUGCAAACCGAACAUUUCAUUAAAUUAGUAAUUAACCCAACUGGUCGGAGAUUAUCCCAGUCACUGGACCGGAGAUUUAAAUCUGCUUCACCAAAUUGAAACUAGAGCAAGUGCUGUUCUGCCGCCUGCCUCAACCGAAAGAGAAUUUCACCCGAAAAUCACGCAGUGAACGUCACCGGUUUCACUAACCACACGUUUACUUAUUGGCCAUCAGGCUUCAAUAGUUCAAAAGGUGGAUAUUGCUCUCCACUGGAUAAAUCGCUAUCCACUGAAUAGAUGUGCAAUUGGUUUCCCUAAUGCUUAUUUACUGGAUAGGGUGGAUAACUGGGACCUGACAGCUAUUUUUCUGCGUUGUCUUGGUGACGUUUAACUGAUAAUAAACGAUGACAUUAUAAUGUAAUUAUUUAAAAAAAUAAUUGAAAGCGAAAGCAAAAACUAAUGAGUUUACUGUUUACCACAGGGAUGCUAUGAUCAUAUCAUUUGCCAACUGUGGAACCAGCUUUUUCGCUGGGUUUGUCAUUUUUAGUGUUCUUGGCUUCAUGGCUUACGUCUUGGAAACCACGGUGUCUAACGUUGCUACAUCAGGUGGGUGAGACCUAAUGAAAAUAACAACAACCCUUAAUAUUAAACUGUUGAAAAGAUCUUUGACAAACAUUUAACAACAUAAUAUUUUGCUAGUUUUGUCGUCACGAUGACUCAAGAAUGAACUGAUAAAAAAAGGUAACAAUGCAGGAUAAAAAAAAAAUUGUUUGCUUAUGAGAUGCGAGAUUCUAGCUAAUCCACGCGCUAAAUUUGUUUACCUAGCUCUCUUGUCUCUGGAAAAGAGGAAAAACCAUUUGGUAGUCAAUAGUUAUGCAGAAAAUCCUUAUGCAACCUUUGAAGUACCAAAAUUUUAGUACAGCAUUACGAGAGUGUUUUUCAACAGAGGGGGAAUCUAUCCACAGCUCAAGAGCGCCGAUCCUUUCCAGUUGAUUGAAAAGCGUGUCUCGAGUGAAUAUGGCUUGAGAAAACAGAGAUACAGUGAAUAGAGACGUCACAUUAAGGCAGUUGGCUUAUUUCCAAUCUGUAGUAAUCAGUUUUCUUUUUUUCCUUGCUUAUCAUUGUCUUGAUUUUCCAAAGUAGGGUCUUUAAAAAGGUCUAUUCCAUACAAACCACUAUAGUCAAUCAAGCCGAAAUCUUCCAACGAUCUUUACUAUUGAUCCUAUGGUUGUCACAGGUCCUGGACUGGCUUUUGUUGUUUACCCUGAAGCAAUAUCCCAGAUGCCGUUAUCAGUUCUGUGGGCGAUAUUGUUUUUCUUUAUGUUAGUCACCCUCGGACUGGACAGUCAGGUAAUACAGCUUUUUACCGAUUCGGAGGCCGUAUUGAAUUUAUUAGAUUUAGGGAGUACGUAUUGUGGGAUGCCCAGAGGGCACUCGCUCAGUAUUUACUCGCACUUUUCGGGAAAAAAGAGAAAUUCACUGUACAGUUCUCAAGAAAAAGGUGAUCAUUAUUACAUCCAAACACGACACAACGAUCUUUUUUCCCACUGCAAUCCAUUUCUAGGAAAACUGAAAGAAAAAUUGGCCCAAAAAGCGCGCGUAAAUACUACUGAGCGAGUAUAUAGGAUCGUGCUCAUGGCCCCUAGGCAUCUCAUAAUACUCCUUGAAUCUAAUAAAUUCAAUAUCGCCGCCGUAUCGGUAAAAAGGUCUAUUGAUUCUAGAUGAUGGUCUCGCGAAUAUCAUAACUCUAUAACUCUAGUUUAUCUUGUAUGAUGGGAUAUAGUCGCGAGUUGCGUUGAUGAUUUUGUUUCCCCUUCAAUUGUAGUUUGCUACUAUUGAAGCAGUUAUUACAGCACUUGUGGAUGAAUAUCCGUGGCUGAAGAAGGGUUAUCGGAAGCAGAUAUUUGUGAUGAUUUUGUGCAUCAGCAUGUUUCUUCUUGGACUUCCGUGUGUUACACAGGUAUAAUAUAUAGAUUUAGCCUUUAGUGGUCAGCGGAGGACUUAAAAAAGUCACCCCGUUGAGUUGUAAACUUGAGCCUGCGAUACAGUUAUAUGACACUGGUUAGCGGAUACCCUAUUUUGACAUCUAUCAAUUGAUCAUAACUUGGAUGUCCAACACUCUUUCUGAUAUGCCUUGGACUUUUAAGCUAUAGUAAGUAAGACAUGUCACAUGCGCUUACGUGAAGGGAAGACGUACGUACGGACGGACGGACGAUAUUAUCAGAACCAAAAUUUAUAGAUAUACAAGCGGAGCUUCGAGAGCUCCGCUAAUAUUCUGUCAAAAGUUUGAAAUUUUAAUUAAGCUCCCAUUUGAAUGUGGACUGCGAAUAGAGCGUUUUUUCACUGGAGCGUAGAAUUGACGUAAUAUUUCGCUUCGUAUAUUCAAGGGUGGAAUGUACAUAUUUAACUUGAUGGAUUACCAGACUGCCGGGCUGUCGUUGCUGUUUGUAACUUUGAUGGAAAUUGUUGCAGUUGGUUGGAUUUAUGGUAGGUUAAUAUGAAAAGCUUUAACACUUAAAAGACUUGGGUUACCCUCUAAGGUAACCAUCAAGUUUAUCUGCCAUUUUUAAUACCCAAGAGACCCUUUAUUAACCUCCCAAGUUUCUCAUUUUUACCCAUCCGGAUAACAUGGCGCCCUCUGAUUGGCUCGCGAGCAGUCCAGAAUCCGAGAUCCGGACUCCGAUUCCUGACAGCUCACCUCUCUGUUUACAAAUCUGAAACUUUUCGGUUAAAAACAAUAUUUUGUAAAAGUUAACAGCAUGGCUAGUGACAAUGGAAACUUCCAUGAUGUUUUACUGGCGGUCAACGAGAAGAAAAUUCACUUCGUUCGAUUUCUGUUAAGUCCAAAAAAUAAGUAUACCAGAUAUUAUUUACCAGUUACAUAUAGGGUCGGUCCGAACCCUGAAAUACCAUGACCUCGGCAUUGAAAAUGCUGAACUCUAUCAAUAUAUUUCACGAUGCGAACCUACCGACCAGCGAAUAACAUACAUAAUCUUCCCUAUGAGCCCGCUUGGAUUUAUUCAGGUUGACAAAUUCACGACCAGUUCUUGGUGAUUAUGCGACAAUUACAUAUAUCCCACACAACGUGUCCGUGUAUAGGUACGUUUGUUAGGUGUGACUUGUCCAUUUUGUUUUGCACGCUUAUAUUUUUGCUUUGAUUGUGUGUUUUUUCUUUAUCCCGUUAAUCAACCUCGGGGAUUAAGCUAUUCAGAAUUAUAUUUAAAAACUAGGAACGUACUCCUUAAAAAGCUAGCUAUAGAUCUUGGCGAUUCUUGGCGCUUCAGGGCGGCGUGGAAGUGAGAUGUUUAUCAUUAUGGUAAAGAGAUAAACAUCACUACAGUGGAACCUCGAUAUAACGAAGGGCCAAGGGACUGGCAAUAAUUGUUCGAUAUAACGAGGUUUCGUUUUUAUCGAGGUUCUUUCUCAUAUAUUCUACUACUACUGGGGUAGAGAAAAUCAUUCGUUACACCGAGGACUUCAUUAUAGAGAGGUUCUUUAAAUCGAAGUUCCACUGUAAAUGACCGCCCAAUGUAAGGGAAUCCAAGACAGUCCACUCUUGUUUUCUGAAUUCCACCCAUUUUGAACCUAGAGUUUUUAGGUUCAGCCCUGAACGUAGGCAGUGUUACAAAAAAUACUACAUUAAUUUUAUCUACUAUAUCUUGAAAUUGUUUUUCUGUUUAAAUUUUGUUUCCCAUUAUUAGAGAAAUGUUAGAGAUCAUAUUUUAAAAACCUGUUCUUAAAGGGUGAGGAGAAGUCGGUUGAUUUAAAUCCUUUCAUCACCUAUUUUCUCUUCAAUGUUGAUACUGUAUAUAGGUCUGCAGUUCUAUAAUUAAAGGCCCAGCUGUGCCACAGAAUCGGGUUUAAAGGCAACUUUAAUGGUUUAGUGGAAAUAUACAAUGGAAUGUCUUUAUGUAUUGAACACGUUUAAAAUCGUACAAAGAUCAAUUUCCCUACAGGCACCAAACUCAAAGAUAAUUGGUUAAACGAAAGGCUCGUCUCCUUUGGUCUUCUAAAAAGAGAGUUAAUUCAAUGUUUACAAAAUAAAUCAAGAUAAACUCAAGCAUCAAUAUGUAAGAGUGGAUUUAUUGCAGCGUGCAUGUGACGCAUGCUAAAAAUAAGUGAGUGCCUUUCAUGAGUAACACGCAGUUCAUUUUCAGUCGCCCCAUGUAAUGAAAUCCGGAUUCCGGAUUGCGGGAAAUUUUUGCUUGUGGAAUCCGAAAUCCUCGGAUUUGGAAUCCGUAAUACAACUCAAGGAAUCCGGAAUCCCACUAAUGAUUGAAAGCCGGAAACUAAGUUCCACUGAAUAAAGCUGGAAUCCAGUUCCUGGAAUCCGGAAAUCACGGUGGAGGCUGUCAGUGAGGUAUGUCUCUACUCAAGAGACAUUUUAUAAAAUCUCUUAUAGUCAAUGGACAAAAAAGGGGUCUUAAUCGAUAAUGGCCUCUGCCAUGAGCCUGGUGGUUUCUUAAGCUCUCCUUGCUAGAAUUAAAACCAAGGCCAAUAAACUUUUAACUUUUUGAAAGGCAAAUAAAUGAUCAUGCCAGUGAUGUUAACUACUUGAGACCCCGUCCACACGUAUCCGGAUUAUUAUUGAAUCUGCAACUUUUCCUUUUCGGUUUCAAAAAUAUCCACGUUGGUCCACACAUAACGUAUUCAAAUCAAGUUGCCAGUCCACACGUAUCCGGAUUCAUUCUUAGUUCGUCAGCUAAUUUCACUAAAUUUGUAAUUAAAAGUGAUUUCUCGAUUUCUCGUGCCAUGUUCUGUCGCACUUUGUAAUAAAAAAAGCUAUCGCACUUUGUAAUAAAAUAAGCUGUCGCACUUUGUAAUAACACUUGUCGCACUUUGUAAUUAACUUGAAAUGGAUGGUCGGAGGUUAACCCAGUAAUAAGUAUAAUCAUCGACAACAACAACAACAACAAGUAAGGAAGCGAUAACAUGGCGCCCGGCAACCACCUUGAAGAUUCACGGUAAGAAACUGGACUCGAUCUAUGUUACCGUCGGGUCGGAUAGAAAAAUAUCCAGAUUAGCGUCCACACGAUUCCGGAUUAAUAGCGCAUUCAUGAAUUUCCACUCCGGAGAGUGGAUUCAAAAAGUCGCGGAUUCGUAUGCCGGAUUCAUCGGAUACGUGUGGACAUCGGAUAAAUGACAAUAUCGUGGAUUUAUACAGUUAGACACAGCUGGCACCAGUUGUUCAAACAUUGGAUAGCGCUAUCCACCUGAUUAAUCAGUAUUGCUAGUGUUAGGGAAACCAGUUGCGCCAUCCAGUGAAUAGUGAUUUAUCCGUUUCACAGCUUUAUCUACCCUUUGAACAACUGUGCCAUAAGCGGGUGGAUAACAAGCACCAAAAAAAUUCGGCAAUAAAGUUCCUCUAGAAUUCACUACAGCUAGCGCUGUUGUUUGCAUUGUACUUAGAAAAACUUCUAUAUACCGAUACUCUAAAAACCGAAAUUUUAUUUUAUUAUACGACAGUCAGCCAUGAAAUUUUUAUCGCCCGUUAUUGCCUAAACAGUUAACCCCAUUAACAUCCUCUUCUUGAUUUCAUUUAGGUGUUGAUCGAUUCAGUGAUGACAUAGAGGCUAUGACUGGGCAGAGACCUAAACUGUGGUUCAGGAUUUGCUGGAAAUACUUGUCACCCAUUUCCACACUUGUAAGUAGUGACUACAUGAAGCCUUACCCAAGCCUCUCUGAUGAAUUUUCCUUCAUUUACUGUGAACUUACCAUUGGGCAUAAAUUAAACGCGGCACACGGCAUAUCCGCGGCUGUAUCAGGACGAGCUUUUGAAAUGUUAUCCAAACCUCCUAUCAGCCUGCGUGGCAGGCGUUCAAAAGUAGAGGUAAAGGGGAUUUCGGGCGCUUGAAAAGCGCGGAUGGCGCACGAGGAAGGGGGGAAGGUCUCGUGCCAAGUAACCUUUCCCCUCCCUUUCGAACGCCUUCCACGCAAGCUAAACGUCCUAUAUGCAGGUAUCAAUGUUUGAACGUAGGGGGUUGGGAUGGAAGUACGGGCAUAGGUGCGGCAAUUGAUUUUUUUGCUCAAAUUCCCGACCCUUGGGACUGAAAAAUAGUUUAAAUUUGAUAAAACAUCCCUUUCUGGGGAUAACAACACCGCAGUUGGCGGCAAAGUUUGUGGUCAAAAUCCCGUUAGAGGGGACAAAGGAAGUGUUCAAAUGCUACACCUAUGCGCCUACGUACGUCAUAUUUUUUUGCACCGUAUUUGCCCCGCGCAAAUUUGUGGUAACUGAAAUUUUCCCCUUCUCCAUCUAAAAAUUAAUUCCUGCAUUACGUGGGAAAUCGACUUUAAACUAUUAACUCAGUAUACUCUUGGUAUACUGAAUUCACAACUGUUUUAAUUCAAAAUAUUUCUUAGCACAAUUCACAUCCUUUCCUCUGCGUGGAAUCUCUUGAAAACAUUUGCCAUUUCCUCUGCAGUUUCACGGCAUAUGAAAAUGGAUAUUACCCGUUCCAGAUAGGCAUUCCUAAAUAAAAAGUAUUUCACACGCGAGUGUUUCUUUUGUAUAAUCGCUCUUCUUGAAGCAGUGAUUCUGUAAACCAAGGGAAAUCACAAACAGCGAAUAUAAUGAUGAUAAUGAUAAUAAUAAUGAUAUCACAAUCAUGAUGAUAGAGCGGUUUUCAUUUGAGUGUCGAAAAGUAAUUGGUUUUGCACUUUCUACACGAUGCGAUUGGCUUAAAAGAUUCGCGCCACCUUUUCAUCCAAUGAGAAGUAAAACCAAAGCCAAUUGUGACGCGCUCUUUGCGUCAGCCACAUGUAAUUACUUCGAGUUUUGAUUGGUUCAAUGUAUUGUCUGUGUCCUAUGUGAUUGGCCAGAGUAAUUACUUUGGUUUUGGUUUUACGACACUCAAACGAAAACCACUCUAUGUAAUGACAAUAUAUCAAUGAUUAAUGAUACUGAUACUGAUAAAAAGAAGAUCAGGGGCCCAUUUCUUCCUAUAAGACUUUGCGAAAACGGUCAUUGCUUGUUUUCUUUAAUCUAACUGAAUAAAUUGCAGGUCAUCAUCUUGGCGAAUGUAAUUCAGUGGAAGGGUGUAUCGUAUAACAACAAGCCUUACCCCGGAUGGGCUGAGUUUCUCGGCUGGCUCAUGGCUCUGAGUUCUAUGGUGCUUAUUCCCGCCUUUGCGAUUUACCAGCUCUGGAAAACUCCGGGAACUGUUACGGAGGUGAGGAUACUGUUUUUGAAUUUCACAUGCUGUCGUUCGUUUAUCAUACCAGACGUGGUGCAGGUUGACCUUUGUGAUUCUGGGGUCUCCACCUCUGGCCAUUUAUGUCCUUAGUUGGGGAACCUUUACUGGUCGGUGGGGCAGCGAAAGUUUUUUGGUUACGAAAUGUCUCGAAAUUUAGACAAACUUUAACAAGGUUUGUCAAAGCCUCAUUAAAAAUCGCGCUUUCCGUUACGGGCGGCCAUCUUGGUUUCAAAUGUUCCGAGUUUAGCCUGGGAAUGAGUGUCAAAUCUACCUGGGGGGCGAGGGAGGAGGCGGUAAGGAGGCGAGAAACCAAGAUGGCCGCCCGUAAUGCAUUCACUUGAUCUCGACGAUCUUACGGAAAAAAAUGGGGGACUGUGAACAGGAUACCUCUUUUCGAUCGGCUCUUUCUGAACUGAAUAAUGUGAAACUAACAUUUAAAAUUAAGGAAAUAAAACUCUGUGCGUUUUAUAUAAAUUACAAAAAGUCGACUUUCUCAUUGCGAUCAUUCAAGCAACGAUGGCUACAAUUUUUUUUUGACACGAAAAGUUGGCUCAGUAUUUAUUUAUGUUAAUUUUCCUGUUAGGUCUUAUGCACAUAUGUAUAAAUAAAAUUUAUUAUUUAUUUAAUUAUUUUUUCUUGAGUGAGUGACACAGACCGGAUAAGACACGGAGAUCAUCAUUGCGGGUCGCUCAGUUCGUUCAGCUCGUCUGGUUUUAACUUGGUUUCAUCCUUUUUUCCAAUUGGUUGUAAAGCUUUAAUAAGUUUAGUUGUUUGGCUACAAGUUAAUCAGUAUUUCAUUAUAUACCUGUACAGAAUUUUAACCCUCUUUAAAUUAAAUGUACAUUGUAUUGUACAUGUCCCUUACGGAACUCCCAUUUGUCUUCACUUUAAGGCAACUCUGUAAGCCAUCUUUUCCCGUGUCUUUACCCCGCGCAUGCUCAUUUCUGAUCUUUUUACAGUUGGAAUUUCAAAAUUCAAUUAACUUAUAACCUAACGUUUUUUUUUUCUCCCUGUGAAGCGUUUUUACACAUUAUUGAAGCCAGACGAGAAGAUGCUCUCCCAGAUUGAACGGGAGCAUGAUGUCAACCGCGAGCGAAAGGCAGAGGUUAUCUUGGUGAGUUGA